GGCAUACAGAAAGGGCACAUGUCAAUAUUUGGAUGAAUUGACAUUUAACGUAAAAUGUGUUUUCUAAUGACAGCCGCAUCGGAUUAUGCAUAAACGGCUCAUGUCCGCAUCCUCUAUGUGUUAGAAUUAUCGGGUAUUGCUACUAAACGUUAUGCAUAAACGGCACAUGUCAGUGACAUGUUCCCUUUAUGCAUAACCUCUACAUCUAUUUCUUAGUUUGUUGUUGAUGCCAUCGCAACUAACACAUGUAGACCCAAAAUGGUGGACAAUAGUGAAAUGCGCGGCAAAAAAUGUAAAAGUGAUCCUACUAAAUACGACCGUCAUAUUAGAAAAAAAGCAAGGGUAGAAGGGACGUGUUAUACAAGUUCCAAAGGUAAAAAUAUUCCUGCAAAGCAAGUAGGAGGCCCCCCUUGCAGUUGUAGGCUAAAAUGCUAUGAGAAGUUUAGUGAAGAUGAUAAGUUGCAAAUUUUCCAACGAUUCUAUUCUCUUCACACCAAAGGCGAACAAGACAUCUUUCUCCAGGGUCUUAUUCAGGUAUUAAAUAUAAAGCAGAGACGGCCUCGGCAAGGUGAGAAACACAAACCGAAAUCAGUUAGUUUCAAGUUUUAUGUAUUUAAAGGAUCUGCUAAAACUGAAGUUUGUCUUAAAGCUUUCAUGUCUUUACAUGCAGUUACUCAUAAACGUGUUAGAAGAAUCGAAAGUCUAGCUCAACAGGGCAAGUCACCUAGAGAUUUACGCGGAAAACAACCAAGCGCAAAUGCCUUUUCUGAAGAAGUCAGAGAAUUAGUGCGAGACCACAUUCAGUCUUUCCCUGUAAAACUAAGCCACUACUCUGGAACAGACAGGAAAUAUUUCGAUAGGAAUUUAACCAUUUCUACUAUGCAUAAGCUUUUUCAACAAAAACACCCAAAUGUCGUGUUGAGUUUCUCUUUUUAUAGAAGUUAUUUUCGUGAAAAUUUCAACUUUUCCUUCGGUAGACCCCAGGUUGAUGUGUGUUCGACUUGCGAACUGCUAAACAAUAAAAUAAAAAACAAGAACCUAAAUGAUACUGCUAAACGGACAGCAGUAGCUGAAUUGAUGGUCCACAAGUGACGAAGUAAGAAAUUUUACUCAAAAGUAAAAAGUGAAACCGAGAAUCAUGCAGAUUCAGAAAAUGUCUUGGCUUUGGCAUUUGAUUAUAUGCAAAAUAUCCAGUUGCCAAAGUCACCAGAGUAGAUAAUAAAUAAUAAAUAAUAAGUUCUGGACCGGAAAUGAAAGAGAAAAUUACAAAAAAUUAAAGUUAAUACAUAUUUAUAUUAAAAAUUUAAAUUAAACAUACUCAAAAAAAGGAUACUAUUUUCUACUUAAACUACUUAAAUAUAUUUAAACGUUAUUCGAAAUAGUGGUAAAAUGACACCAAGCCAAUGUUUUAAUACCAUCGGCAUCGAUACAUCGCUUGAAAUCAUGUGGGGAAAGGGCCAAUUUGUUUUGUAAAACGGUAAAAACCGUGUGGUUAAAACUUCUAAAUAAUAACUGUUUUCUACACAAGACGGAAUUUGAAUGUAAACGGUCGAAAUAAUUUUGAAAUGAAAGCUUUUGUUUAACCACAGCUUUCUUAAUACCUUUAGAUUUUUUAGUAACUCGCCCAUCAGCGAUCCGAUUUGCGUACACCUUCGAUCUAAGCCAAUAAAUUCGACCAUUACGUUUCCACAAUUUCUUAUACAACUUCUUAUACCGAUUGGUAACUUUAAUUUUAGGAGGUACACCCAACACGGACGUACGUAUAAGUAUACGUGUGUGUGUAUAUUCGGUGUCGUUAAGUGGGGGAUAAACAAGCGUAGGGGUAAUGCACAAAUUGAAUCGUUCAUAGAUUGUUGAGAGGCGAAGUUGGUCGCAUC
Molecule: messenger RNA, 1877 nt
Organism: Onthophagus taurus
Lineage: Eukaryota; Metazoa; Arthropoda; Insecta; Coleoptera; Scarabaeidae
Source: RefSeq, a predicted model, not a curated record